AUGACUCUCUUCACUGGCUUGGGGUACCUGAUCGGCAUUCCGCUAUCGACGGCAGUUGGACGACGACCUAUUGUUAUUAGCGCCGCUGUGUUGACAACUCUUUCGACUCUCUGGGCUGGCUACACUAGAUCAUUCUGCCAAUUGAUUGCCGCCCUCAGCUUACAAGGCCUCGCAGCUAGAUCAGCGACCGGGAUGCGAUGUGUAUACAAAGUCUGGGUUGCACCUUGCAUCCUUGCCUUCCUUUUAAUUCUCUUCUGUGUCCCCGAGACAUACUUCCUCCGACCUCCCGUCACACUCGAUAGUCGAGUCCUGGUUCAGAGCAGCUCUAAGAAGGUUGAGGUCUAUAGAGGUUGGGAUAAGAUCAAGCUUAUCAGAAACGACAAGCCUCUCCCUGAUUUACCUUCUUCUUGGUCAAUAUGGUCUCACUUAAAGGUCUCUCUACUUACCGGCAUCAUCCUUAGUGGUAUCAUCUUCCUCAACCUUACCCAGCCAUCUGCGCUGAUCCACACGUUCGGCGAUGACCAAAUAAGAUGCAUUAAUGCCUUGCUUGGUGUCGCGGGUAUCAUUAGCUCUCUACUCGCAUUCCCCCUCACAGGACCAUUCGCUUCCUGGUUCACGCGAUGCUAUACUUUUCGCAAAGGCGGUAUCCGCCAUGCCGAAGUCUACCUGGCUCUGUUUUCCAUCCCUGUCAUUACCGGUCUCACAAGCGUCCUUCUCAAUGGUCUCGCCCUUGUCAACAAGUGGCCUUCAGUCUAG
This is a messenger RNA of Fusarium fujikuroi IMI 58289, 756 nucleotides long. RefSeq lists its product as uncharacterized. The record is from RefSeq and is a predicted model, not a curated record. The coding region runs from base 1 to 756 and encodes 251 amino acids. The transcript has 3 exons. NCBI's taxonomy places the organism in Eukaryota, Fungi, Ascomycota, Sordariomycetes, Hypocreales, Nectriaceae.